GUUGGUCGGAACCUGCAGUGGCGGGACCCGGGCCUCCCCGCCGCGACUGUGGGGUCUGGGACCCGAGUACCCCAGGCGCAGCUCGACCCUUGGUCUCCUCGGUCGCAGGGUGGAGCUGGACCAGCCGCCGGGACCCCGGGUGUCAUGUCCCGACCCCGGAGCCCUCUCAGGGCAGCUCCGCGCCGGUAGCCCCGCGUCUACCCAGGAUACCCAGACUCAGGACUGCUGAAAGGAGUGCUGUCUGCGCACCAGGUGGUGGCAGUUUGUUGUGACGGGUACUAGAGAUCCUCUACAAAGAGCAUUCGGGGCAACGCAGCAGCACAACUGACUCCCUGGACCCACCACGGAGAGGGUGAUCCUCCUCUGCGGCUGGCUCUCUGAGUAGGACUCAGUGGCCUUUGAGGAUGUGGCUGUGAACUUCACCCAGGAGGAGUGGGCUUUGCUGAGUCCUUCCCAGAAGAAUCUCUACAGAGAUGUGAUGCUGGAAACCUUCAGGAACCUGGCCUCUGUCGGAAUCCAAUGGAAAGACCAGGACACUGAGAAUCUGUACCAAAAUCUGGGGAUUAAGCUAAGAAGUCUGGUGGAGAGACUCUGUGGACAGAAAGAAGGGAGUGAACACAGAGAAACCUUCAGCCAGAUUCCUGAUUGUCACCUGAACAAGAAAAGUCAUACUGGAGUGAAACCAUGCAAAUGCAGCGUGUGUGGGAAAGUCUUCCUCCGUCAUUCAUUCCUGGACAGGCACAUGAGAGCUCAUGCUGGACACGAAAGGUCCGAGUGUGGUGGGGAAUGGGGAGAGAAGCCCCGUAAACAGAAACAACAUGGGAAAGCCUCCAUCUCUCCCAGUAGUGGUGCACAGCGCACAGUAACACCAACUCGAAAGAGACCUUAUGAAUGCAGGGUGUGCGGGAAAGCCUUUAAUUCUCCUGAUUUAUUUCAAAUCCAUCAAAGAACUCACACUGGAAAGAGGUCCUAUAAAUGUAGGGAAAUAGUGAGAACCUUCACCGUUUCCAGUUUCUUUCGAAAACAUGGAAAAAUGCAUACUGGAGCAAAACGCUAUGAAUGUAAAUACUGUGGAAAACCUAUCGAUUAUCCCAGUUUAUUUCAAAUUCACGUUAGAACUCACACUGGAGAAAAACCUUACAAAUGUAAACAAUGUGGUAAAGCCUUCAUUUCCGCAGGUUACCUUCGGACACAUGAAAUCAGAUCUCACACGCUGGAGAAAUCCCACCAAUGUCAGGAAUGUGGGAAAAAAUUUAAUUGCUCCAGUUCCCUUCACAGACAUAAAAGAACCCAUAGUGGAGUGAAACUCUACAAAUGUCAGAAAUGUGCCAAAGUCUUUAGAUGCCCCUCAUCCCUUCGAGAACAUGAAAGGGCGCACACUGGAGAAAGACCUUAUGAAUGUAAUAAAUGUGGUAAAACCUUCAAUUAUCCCAGUUGUUUUCGAAGACAUAAAAAAACUCAUAGCGGAGAAAAGCCAUAUGAAUGUAAAAGGUGUGGUAAAGCCUUUGGGUGGUGCAGUUCCCUACGAAGACAUGAAAUGAUUCACACUGGAGAAAAACCCUUUGACUGUAAACAGUGUGGUAAAGUCUUUACUUUUUCAUAUUACCUUAGGCUUCAUGAAAGAACUCAUUUGGCUGGGCGCAGCCGCUGCUUUGGCAGGAGGCAUGGGGAUCACCUGAGCCCAGGAGUUUGAGACCAGCCUGGGCAACAUAAGAAGGCCCCACAUCGGCCGGGUGCGGUGGCUCAUGCCUGUAAUCCCAGCACUUUGGGAGGCCGAGGCGGGUGGAUCACCUGAGGUCCAGAGUUCGAGACCAGCCUGGCCAACGUGGUGAAACCCCAUCUCUACUAAAAAUACCAAAAAAUUAGCUGGGCAUGGUGGCAGGCACCUGUAAUCCCAGCUACUCGGGAGGCUGAGGCAGGAGAAUCGCU
Rhinopithecus roxellana (golden snub-nosed monkey) is the source of this 1929-nucleotide messenger RNA. It is a transcript of the gene ZNF101, whose product is annotated as zinc finger protein 101. Gene Ontology annotation, biological process: regulation of immune system process; negative regulation of transcription by RNA polymerase II; regulation of cytokine production. The coding region runs from base 479 to 1693 and encodes 404 amino acids. Lineage: Eukaryota; Metazoa; Chordata; Mammalia; Primates; Cercopithecidae. The transcript has 5 exons. The record is from RefSeq and is a predicted model, not a curated record.